UUUGAAGGAGUUGUGUUAUGUGUGGGCGCUUCGUAUUUGCUUUCAGUAAGAAGGAACUGGAAAACAUAAGUGGAACAAAAAGUUGGAUAAACGCAGAAAAGUAUCACACUUCAUACAAUGUGGCUCCCAGUACUUAUGUGCCUAUAGUUCGAACUUUUAUUCCAGACCAGCCAAAAAAAGAACAAUUAGAGGUUAAAGAGGAACCUCAGGAACAAGAUUGUGAUGUUCUCAAGACAACUUUCGAUAUGAAACGUGUGUUACACGUUAUGAAAUGGGGAUUACAACCUUUUUGGUCCCGCAAUGACGCAAAUACUGCUAAGAGUUGCAUCAACGCACGAAGUGAGACACUGCUUGGAAAAAGUAUGUUUAAAAUUCCUCUAGAAGCAGGCGGAAGAGGGGUCUUGAUAGCAAACGGUUUUUACGAGUGGCAAAAUGUUGCAGAUGAGAAAAGAAAGAGUCCUUAUUUCGUUUCAGAAGAAAACGGUCCUCUAUAUAUGGCGGUAGUUUAUGAUCUUCCAAAAGCAAAAGCCAAUAAAGAAGAUCAAUUCACUAUUAUAACAGUGGAUGCUAGUCCUUCCGUGGCUUGGCUACAUGAUAGGAUGCCUGCCCUAUUAAAGCUAGAUCAGUUGGACGAAUGGUUAGACGUAAAAAGGUUUUCUCUAAAAGAAGCCAUAGCAGUAUUGAAACCGUUUGACGGGGAUCUCAAAGUACAGCGAGCGUCUCCUCUUGUAAACAGCGUGAAGAAUGACGGAGUUGAGUUGAUUUCGUAUAAAAGGACUCGAGAGGAAACCAACUCUAUCACCCAUCAAUACAGUAUAGAGAACUACUUUUCUUCCAGCUCAAGAAAUAAGCGUUCCAAAAGUACCAAAGAGUAGUUUUGCAUGCUAUGGCAUUUUUGCUGUUGA
This is a messenger RNA of Galdieria sulphuraria, 905 nucleotides long. RefSeq lists its product as uncharacterized. Gene Ontology annotation, molecular function: single-stranded DNA binding. Lineage: Eukaryota; Rhodophyta; Bangiophyceae; Galdieriales; Galdieriaceae. Gene Ontology annotation, biological process: DNA damage response. The transcript has a single exon. The record is from RefSeq and is a predicted model, not a curated record. Bases 18 to 875 code for a protein of 285 amino acids.